AUGUCCGAAGAUCCGCCUACUUCAUCGCGCGCUGGAAUGGACGCAACUGAGCUUAAUGCCAUUCUCAAAAUUCACAAAACCCCCUACGAUCACCUCCCAAACCAACACCAAGUCUGGAACCGCCCCCCAAACUCCCGUUCCGAAGGCCUAGGCCGCCUCAUAAUCCUCACCCCGGAUAUUGUACGUGCCGCAGCAUCAACAUGCAUUCAAACCGGUCAACGAAUCUCUCUAAACUGGGAUUUGACAAAACUCGAAGUCGCGAACUUCAACCGUCAACCGACGCAGCACCAUGUUUUACCGAUCAUGAAUGGGAUUGCGUUUGAUGAUUUGUAUAUCAUUAAUCCGCAGCAGUCUAGUCAAUGGGAUGGAUUGAGGCAUUUUGCCACUCCUGUACCGACGGAAGAUAUGCCCAAGCAAAGAUUAUUCUAUGGUGGUGUAUCGGCGGGACUUCAGCACUGGGCGAAGGAAGGGAUAUGUGGACGAGGUGUAUUACUUGACUAUGUGGAAUAUGCAGCUAGACAUGGCAUCUCCUAUUCCACGUUUUCUGAUCAUUCAAUUUCCCUGGAUGUAUUGAAAGAUAUAGCGAGAGAACAACAGACCGAGUUCAAAUUUGGGGAUAUACUUUUCAUCCGGAUAGGGGUCACGCAUGAAUGGGAUACGAAAAUGACACGAGACGACAAGGCUGCAUACGGAGCAUCUUGCAGCCCCCAGCAUGCAGGCGUUGAAGGCACAGAGGAAAUGCUGCGCUGGAUAUGGGAUACGGGAUUUGCAGCUGUUGCUAGUGAUGCCAUAUCGUUCGAAGUAUACCCUCCUAAACAGAUGUACCCUCGUGGGCAUGGAGAUGGAGCAGUGAAAGGUAUCUUUAUGCAUGAAGUGUUGCUGGCUGGUUGGGGUUUUCCCAUUGGUGAGCUCUUUGAUUUAGAAGACCUUGCUCGGAUUUGUAAAACGGAGAAACGAUGGGAGUUUUUUGUCUCCAGUGCUCCGUUCAAUAUGCCUGGGGGUAUAAGCAGUCCACCAAAUUGUAUAGCCAUUUUCUGAUAUGUAAAGUUAGUCUCCGGCUUCCAAGGUUCAUUAUCAACAUUAUAUAUAGCUCACAUAAGAAUCAGAAAG
Talaromyces stipitatus ATCC 10500 is the source of this 1110-nucleotide messenger RNA. RefSeq lists its product as uncharacterized. The transcript has 2 exons. Gene Ontology annotation, molecular function: arylformamidase activity. The record is from RefSeq and is a predicted model, not a curated record. Bases 1 to 1038 code for a protein of 345 amino acids. Lineage: Eukaryota; Fungi; Ascomycota; Eurotiomycetes; Eurotiales; Trichocomaceae.